CUGCCACGCCUUCUCUCUUCUCCUGCAUCUCUCUCUCUCUCUCUCCCCAUCAGCUGGUGUGAGUCUUGGAUAGGAGGAAGAAGAAGAUGACGGCCAAGGACUGCGGUCAGCACGGGGAGUGUUGCGAGAGGCGGAAGCGCAACCGGCGCAUCUUCGGAUGCAUCCUCGCUACCAUAAUUGUGAUCCUCCUCAUCAUCCUGAUCGUCUGGCUGGCGCUACGCCCCACCAAGCCCCGGUUCUACCUGCAGGACGCGGUGGUGCUGCAGUUCAACUACACCGGGCCGCCCAGCAACCUGCUCUCCACCGUCAUCCAGGUGACCCUCUCCUCCCGCAACCCCAACGACCGCGUCGGCAUCUACUACGACCGCCUCGACGUCUACGCCGCCUACAAGUACCAGCAGAUCAGCGUCGCCUCCGCCCUUCCCCCGAUGUACCAGGGCCACAACGACAUCGACGUCUGGUCCCCCUACCUCUACGGCCCCGACGUCCCGGUGGCGCCGUACCUCUGCGACCCCCUCACCCAGGACGAGUCCUCCGGCUUCCUCCUCCUCCACGUCAAGAUCGACGGCCGCAUCCGGUGGAAGGUCGGCUCCUGGAUCUCCGGCCAUUACCACCUCUUCGUCAGCUGCCCGGCCUUCCUCACCUUCCAGAACGGAAGAUCGGGAUCCGGCGCCACCGUCAAGUUCCAGCAGAUGUCAUCCUGCAGCGUCGAGGUUUAACAAGGAGCGGCCCAGGCAGAUGUCAUCCUGUUGCCGAGCUCCUCCACUUUCCAUCUUUAGCUUCUCUUUUUGGUUAGCGAUGACGUACUCUGUUUCAUGUGAUCCAGUAGGCGGCCAGGCUGUGUGAUAUAUAUAUAUAUAUAUAGGGCUGAAGGAGGAGGGAGGGCAGAAAUAAAAGAAAGACCAAUAUAAAAUGAUGUAUUUGCAAGGCAAUUGUUUAUAUUAAUAAUCUUAAUUAAUAUUAUUAUCAUUAUUAUGUGAUCAA
This is a messenger RNA of Musa acuminata AAA Group (dessert banana), 984 nucleotides long. RefSeq names its product NDR1/HIN1-like protein 1. Lineage: Eukaryota; Viridiplantae; Streptophyta; Magnoliopsida; Zingiberales; Musaceae. Gene Ontology annotation, cellular component: plasmodesma; plasma membrane. The record is from RefSeq and is a predicted model, not a curated record. The coding region runs from base 87 to 719 and encodes 210 amino acids. Gene Ontology annotation, biological process: defense response to other organism. The transcript has a single exon.